Messenger RNA from Daucus carota subsp. sativus, 2530 nucleotides. Its product is annotated as probable pre-mRNA-splicing factor ATP-dependent RNA helicase DEAH9. The coding region runs from base 60 to 2150 and encodes 696 amino acids. The record is from RefSeq and is a predicted model, not a curated record. NCBI's taxonomy places the organism in Eukaryota, Viridiplantae, Streptophyta, Magnoliopsida, Apiales, Apiaceae. Gene Ontology annotation, cellular component: intracellular anatomical structure. The transcript has 24 exons. Gene Ontology annotation, molecular function: helicase activity; ATP hydrolysis activity; RNA binding.
UUGAACUCUGUGCCAUUCAAGGCCGUCACCCCAUUCUCCCAGAGCAAACAAAUAAAAAAAUGUCGCUAUUCUGGAAACCCGGAGCAGAGAAGCCACAGUUACUCGACGACGAAGAAGGCGGCGUCCUUUUCUUCUCUUCCUCUCUCUCAUCCUCCUCCUCUUAUGGAUAUGCGAGCUUGGAGAAGCAACGGCAGAGACUUCCGGUUUAUAAGUACCGGAAUUCAAUUCUUUAUCUCGUCGAGACGCAUUCCACUUCGAUUAUUGUUGGCGAGACUGGCAGUGGUAAAACUACGCAGAUUCCUCGGUAUCUAAAAGAAGCUGGAUGGGCGGAGGGAGGUAGAGUUAUUGCUUGUACUCAACCAAGAAGACUUGCUGUCCAGGCAGUUGCUUCAAGGGUCGCUGAAGAGAUGGGAGUCAAGCUUGGAGACGAAGUUGGUUACACGAUUCGAUUUGAAGAUCUAACUAAUUCAGAACUUACUAGGGUCAAAUUUCUCACUGAUGGAGUAUUACUCCGUGAAAUGAUGACUGAUCCACUAUUGAGCAAAUAUAGUGUUAUAAUGGUAGACGAAGCUCAUGAAAGGUCCAUUUCAACAGACAUUUUACUAGGUCUUCUUAAAAAGAUCCAGCGGCGGCGUCCUGAGCUUCGUCUAAUUAUUGCUUCAGCUACAAUUGAAGCAAAAUCUAUGGCUGCUUUUUUCGACACAAGCAAAAAACGCCGAGGUAGCGAAGAUAAGCAGCAUGGACUGAAGACAGAGCCGGCGAUUCUUUCUGUUGAGGGUAGAGGAUACAAUGUACAAGUUUUUUAUGCUGAAGAACCUGUUCCAGAUUAUCUUCGGGCUGCUGUUUCUACCGUAAUGUCUAUUCAUAAUCAGGAGCCACCAGGAGAUAUUUUAGUAUUCCUUACUGGCCAGGAUGAUAUUGAUGCAGCUGUAGAACUGCUGACAGAAGAAGCUCAAAAUAAUGGAAAGUCCUCCCCUGGAUUGACUAUCUUGCCUUUGUAUUCUGGACUUUCACGAGCAGACCAGGACCUUGUGUUUUCUCCCACGCCUAGAGGUAAAAGGAAGGUGGUGCUAUCAACAAAUAUUGCCGAAACAUCAUUAACUUUGGAGGGUGUUGUAUAUGUUGUUGAUAGUGGGUUCUCAAAACAGCGCUUCUACAACCCGAUUACAGAUGUUGAAAAUUUGAUAGUAGCACCAAUAUCUAAAGCAUCAGCUAGGCAAAGAGCUGGAAGGGCUGGACGAGUACGUCCUGGAAAAUGUUAUAGGCUAUACACAGAAGAGUAUUACCUCAAGGAAAUGUCAACAGAGGGGAUUCCAGAGAUCCAGAGAACAAGUCUUGUGUCCUCUGUCAUUCAGUUAAAAGCGCUGGGCAUAGAUAAUAUCCUAGGCUUUGAUUGGCCUGCAUCGCCGUCGCCUGAAGCAAUGAUCAGAGCACUUGAAGUGCUAUAUUCUCUUGGAGUUGUUGAUGAUGACGCCAAACUUACUUCACCAGCUGGGUUCCAAAUCGCGGAGAUUCCUUUAGACCCAAUGAUCUCGAAAAUGAUUUUAGCUUCAAAUGAGCUUGGAUGUUCUGAAGAGAUCUUAACAAUCGCUGCUGUUCUUUCCAUACAGUCUAUCUGGGUAUCUUCUAGGGGAUCACAGAAAGAGCUAGAUGAAGCAAAGAUGAGAUUUGCUGCUGCCGAGGGUGAUCAUGUGACCUUCCUGAAUGUCUACAAAGGAUUUCUUAAGUGUAAUAAAUCUCCAACGUGGUGUCACAAGAACUUUGUGAACUAUCAAGCCAUGAAAAAGGUGAUUGAAAUCCGAGAACAACUCAGAAGAACAGCACAGAGAAUUGGCAUAAUCUUGAAAUCCUGUGAUGGUGAUACACAGGUAGUGAGAAAGGCAGUAACUGCUGGAUAUUUUGCCAAUGCUUGUCGUUUAGAAGCCUUCAGCCAUUCUGGAAUGUAUAAGACACUUAGAGGUUCUCAAGAAGUUUAUAUUCACCCAUCAUCUAUCUUAUUUAGAGUUAAUCCUAAAUGGAUAUUAUUUCAUUCACUAGUCUCAACUGAUCGCCAGUAUAUGCGCAAUGUAAUUACCAUCGAUCCUGCUUGGCUGAUAGAGGCUGCUCCACACUUCUACCGACACCGACAACCAGAUUCCUUUCAUCAAUAAGAUGUCCUCAAAAGAUAAAGUCAUGCCACUUAUUGGACAAGAACCCAGCACAAUUGUUUUGUUCCUGAAUCGAAAGAAAAAGAAAACUUAUCAAUAUUGUGCAGAUCAUGAAGCCCUGAAGACCUGUACAUUGAAAACAUUUUGCUGAUUGUUUAUGGGGAAGCCCGUCCACAUAUUGAGAUUGAAAACAAGCUGAGAUGAAUGAGAUAUUACAGCUGCAGCUAGUUGGAAAGAUGUGUACAUCUCAGCCAAUGUAUGGAAAUUGAAACUAUUAACAUCUAUACCAAAUCCUACCAAGUGGAUUGUAAUGUAAAGUAUUAAUUAUUUAGAUUGUCACCACAUUUUUCCCUUCCUUAGUAAUAGUUUUCUACUUUAAGAUC